Messenger RNA from Morus notabilis, 1336 nucleotides. RefSeq names its product probable carboxylesterase SOBER1-like. Gene Ontology annotation, biological process: protein depalmitoylation. The transcript is spliced from 6 exons. Gene Ontology annotation, cellular component: cytoplasm. The record is from RefSeq and is a predicted model, not a curated record. Gene Ontology annotation, molecular function: carboxylic ester hydrolase activity; palmitoyl-(protein) hydrolase activity. NCBI's taxonomy places the organism in Eukaryota, Viridiplantae, Streptophyta, Magnoliopsida, Rosales, Moraceae. Bases 171 to 935 code for a protein of 254 amino acids.
AUGUUGUUGAUUGGGCGGAAGAAGGUGGGCUUCCGCGAGACUGUUGGACCUAACACGGGAAAUCCAAGGGACCUAAUUAGCAAUCUACAAUAAUAGAGGGGUAAUUGAGUCAUUUGGUAAACCAGGAGCCAAAUGGUACAGUAUAGACAGACCUCCAUGGACGAUCGAGAAUGAAGAAGGUCGUGAUACUAUUGACCAAGCCACUUGCUCUUCUCACACUCACCUUAACCGGAACUUUGUUGUUCAUACUACUUUCCCAGCCAAACCCAUCUUCUAGAAAACCGGAUUCCAUGGCUCGGAGCUUCGUUCUUUGGCUUCACGGCUUGGGCGACUCGGGACCCGCCAACGAGCCCAUCAAGACCUUCUUCACUUCUCCCGAGUUCAGGAACACAAUCUGGUCCUUCCCUUCUGCUCCUUCGAACCCAGUCACCUGCAAUUAUGGUGCUGUGAUGCCCUCAUGGUUCGACAUUCAUGAGAUUCCAGUGACUGCCGAUUCUCCAAAAGAUGAAGGCAGCUUGCUUAAAGCUGUUCAGAAUGUACAUAAGAUGAUAGAUAAGGAGAUAGCUGCUGGUACCAAUCCUAAAAACGUGUUUUUGUGCGGAUUCAGUCAAGGAGGUGCUCUGACAUUGGCUAGUGUUCUGCUGUACCCUAAGACUCUCGGAGGAGGCGCAGUAUUUAGCGGUUGGGUUCCCUUUAAUUCAUCGUUUCUAGAACAAAUCCCACCAGAAGCCAAGAGGACGCCAUUUUUGUGGUCUCAUGGAAUGGCCGACAGAACGGUUCUGUUUGAAGCAGGACAAGCAGGUCCACCUUUUCUUGAAAAAGCUGGUGUAAGCUGCGAGUUUAAGGCAUAUCCUGGUCUUGGCCAUUCAAUAAGCGGUGAAGAGCUCAAGUAUCUGGAAUCAUGGAUCAAAUCUCGUCUACAAAGUUCUUCUUAAAGGUUUACUAUCCGUCUGAUUAUAUACCUAUUGUUGGUAGUACUAAAUCAUUUUAAAAUUCUGAUUAUGUUUUGCAUAUCUUUUUUGCACCCUCUCUUGGUGCUAGAACCAUAUGCUUAUAUGCAUAAAGUUAAUGAAAGAACUAUGUGUUGUGUUGUAUUUUGUUUCAAUUCAAUUGAAAGCAACAUUGAACCCAACCUUAUCAUAUCUUUACAUUGCAUAGAAGCCAAUGUUGUAGGGGAGUGCCUUGUUGAUCUCUCAGCUUCAUUGCAUUGUUCUCAUUGGCUUGCCAUGUAGAACUCGACAGAACUUUUACAUCGAUUACACCCGAAUCAGGGUUAAAUUUCCUUCGUCAUGCAACAUUACACUCAUAGAUGACACUAAAGCAUAUCCUCAGAUUU